AUGCCCGGACAAUCUGACACCCCGAGAACUCCCACGUCCACGAGCACGAAGACCGGAAAGAUCACCGACUUCUUCAAGUCGGUCCAUCAGUCCGAGCCGAAGCAAGUCGCCAAACGAGAGCUUGAUGUCGAGGAUCACGAAGACAGCCAGCCUUCAAAAAGGCUUAAGCAAAGCGAAGACGGUCAUGCCGGAAGAAUCGGAACAGCCCAUCACAAAGUCGACAUUGACAUCGACACACCUAAGCGCAAGAAGCCAGCAUCUGCACGCCUUCUUGACGACACCGACGGCGGACUAGCCGAUAGCUUUGUUGGCAGAAGGAGAUUCACCAAAGAGACGAAUGCGGAAGACGUCAAACCCAUCCAAGAUGCGCAUCUCAAGUCCACUAGACCACUUCGUACCGCCGAUCGCACCAACCAGUCUGGGCGCAAGAGGCCGACAUCCUCGCGUCUCUUGGAUGAGACCGAUGGAGGCUUAGAGGAGAGUCUGACUAGCCCGUCGGAAGACCCGGAGGAGAACGAGAACCAAAAGGUGGAUUCCAAGGACGACACCGUGAACGGCAGCACAAUGGGCAACAAUGCCGUUGGCAACAAUAUCUCGGAUGAUGACAGCGAGGCCUCGACCAUAAGGGCUUGGGACAGCGAAGAUGAGAUGAGUAGCAGCGGGGAUGUCGACGGCGAGGGUGACGAGGCCCUGGAUUUCGAUAUUUUCGAGGAUGAAGAAGAGAGGGAAGAUGACGAGUCUGGGAACGGCGCUAUGGACGACAAGAGUUUGCGCGACAUUACCGAUGAGUUUGACACCGUGGAGGACGACAGUGAGACUGAGACUAUCAAGGCCGACAAUAGCGACGACGAUGAUGACAAGGAUGGCAGCAUUGACAAGGACGAUAAAGAGGACGACGACGGCAGCGACAAGGAGAACGUCCGUCCGAGAGUUCCCUACAAGGCGCCGUCGCUCCCGCUUAUCCCGUCAAACCCCAAGCAUCACGGAAACCAGGAAGACGAGACUGCCGACCCGACCGAAAAUGACCAGCCUUCGCCAAGCCCUUCUUCAUUUAUGUUACCGAGCCCGGUCGCUGACUUGCCUCCCGUCCCUCCGCCUUCCCCUACAUCGCCGUCCACCUUGCCUCCCGACUUCUCGUCGACCUUGCUCUCUCAUCCAUCUUAG
Sordaria macrospora k-hell is the source of this 1164-nucleotide messenger RNA. RefSeq lists its product as uncharacterized. Lineage: Eukaryota; Fungi; Ascomycota; Sordariomycetes; Sordariales; Sordariaceae. The record is from RefSeq and is a predicted model, not a curated record.